Molecule: messenger RNA, 1696 nt
Organism: Daucus carota subsp. sativus
Lineage: Eukaryota; Viridiplantae; Streptophyta; Magnoliopsida; Apiales; Apiaceae
Product: ATP-dependent 6-phosphofructokinase 2
Exons: 2
Coding region: 103-1470 (455 amino acids)
Biological process (GO): fructose 6-phosphate metabolic process; glycolytic process
Cellular component (GO): cytoplasm
Molecular function (GO): ATP binding; 6-phosphofructokinase activity
Source: RefSeq, a predicted model, not a curated record
CGGUGACUCACUCUUCUUCCAUCUUCUUCUCCUCCUCCCCCUUCUUCACUCUCCAGCAAAAACAAUACUUGCACAAACAAGUAAACCCCCAACUCAUCUCUCAUGGCUACCAACAACCAAAACAACAACCAACAAGCUCAACUAAUAAAUCUCCAAAAACUCCCUCAUCUCUCUCACCACACACAAAAUCUCGAAUCUCUCCCAAACCCUCUCCAAACCAAUUCAUUCUACCACCCCAACCAAGACUUCUACAUCUCAGAUUCCGACGUCAUCCUCACCCCCAUUGCUUUCGAUCUCUCCUCCCCUGUUUCCUUCCUCGCGUACCACCGGGCCGGACCUCGCACGCGGGUCAUUUUCCAGCCGAACCGGGUUCGAGCCGCGAUUGUCACCUGUGGUGGCCUCUGUCCCGGUCUCAAUACUGUGAUUCGAGAGCUUGUGGUUGGAUUGUGGAAUAUGUACGGGGUUCGGGAUAUUUUCGGGGUGAAGUCUGGUUACAGGGGGUUUUAUUCGGGUGAGGAGCCGCUAAGGCUUGAUCCGAAACUGGUGCAUAAUUGGCACAAGAGAGGGGGGACUGCUCUCGAGACGUCUAGGGGAGGGUUUGAUCUUCACAGGAUUGUGGAUGCCAUUCAGAAUCGAGGCUACAAUCAGGUUUACAUCAUUGGAGGAGAUGGCACAAUGCGAGGGGCAGUGAAGAUAUUUGAUGAAAUAACUCGUAGGAAACUAAACAUUGGAAUUACUGUACUCCCGAAAACAGUUGAUAAUGAUGUAGGUAUCAUCGAUAGAUCAUUCGGGUUCCAGACAGCAGUGGAGAUGGCCCAACAAGCUAUCAGUGCAGCGCAUGUUGAAGCCGAGAGUGCAGUAAAUGGCAUAGGCCUGGUGAAGCUGAUGGGUCGUAGCACAGGUCACAUUGCUCUAUUUUCAACUCUGAGUAGCCGUGAUGUGGACUGCUGUUUAAUUCCUGAAAACGAAUUUUAUUUGGAAGGUAAAGGAGGUUUAUUCGAUUUCCUUGACAAUCGACUUAAAGAGAACAGUCAUGCAGUUCUUGUAGUAGCGGAGGGAGCUGGGCAGGCUUUAAUACCUAGAACUGAUGCCGAGAAAGAAGAGAAGGAUGAAUCUGGUAAUCCAGUUUUCCUAGAUGUUGGUGUGUGGCUGAAGUCGGAAUUGAAGAAGUGGUGGAAUCGGGAUCAUCCUGGGGAGUUAUUUACAGUGAAGUACAUAGAUCCAACGUACAUGAUACGCGCUGUAACUGCAAAUGCAACCGACAAUCUGUACUGUACCCUGCUUGCCAAUGCAGCAAUCCAUGGAAUGAUGGCAGGUUACACAGGGUUUGUCACUGGCCCCAUCCAUGGGAAUUAUGCAUAUAUUCCGUUAGAUGUGGUAGCGAAAGCCAAGAACGAAGUAGACACCAAGGACCAUAAAUGGGCAUGGGUGAGAUCUGUAACCAAUCAGCCCGAUUUUGCAAGAAACUAGAGAUCCAGAUUCCGUGCUUGGUCUUCUAGUGGCUCACAAAGAAAUAAAGAACCUUAGUUUCUACUAGUUCAUUUGAUGUCAGUGGUCAUUUGAUCCUAGCAUUGUUGAGGCUGCUAGUAUAAUUCAGUAGAAUGUUUUCUGUAACAAUUGGAGUAAAGUUUGUUGACUAGCGGAUUCGAGAUCAGCUGAGAUUAUAUGAGAAAAUUUACUGUGAUAAAAAUGUGAA